GUGAGUGGUUGGCGUAUAAUGAGUGUGUAGAGUGUAUGGAGGAGAGGCUGCUGCAUAAUUAAGUUAAUUAGCUAUUAUCUCUUCAACUCAUGGCUUCUCUACUAUCCUUUUUCAAUACUAGUACCAGUAUUCUUCUUCCAAAACCAACCUUAAGCUUAACAAAGGCCUGUGCUGCUGCUGCUGCUGGUGCAACCACCCUUUCCCCGGCAGAGGAGAGUAGUCUUGAGGAGCGGUUUGGCCGGAAAGGGAUUAAAUUUUCAGGGCCGUUGUCGGGGGAGGAGGUUGAGCUGACAGUGAGAAAUGGAAGCUCACUGAGGCUUCGAAUACCAGACGGCCAUGUCACUUCUUACAAGCCCAAUGUCUAUUGGAAACCUGAUGGUUUUGAGGAGGUUUUGUACACCAUUCCUGGUCAAGAAGCCGAAGAUAAAGCCAAAGCCAAAGGAGGGAUUGGUUUGGUGAUAAAUGACGUGUCAGAGUCUGAAGCGAAUUCCAAACCUGUUAUCACUUCGCAAUGGACCCUUAAGGAUGUGGAUUCCGAUUCCAUUGAUGCUCUCCAGGUUGAAUUGAGCUGCAAGAGUGGAAAUCUUGACAUAAGCUAUGUAGUGUCACUGUACCCGGUGAGCAUGGCAACAGCAGUGAUAGUGAAAAACAAUGGCCGCAAACCUGUCAAACUGACGGGUGCUAUACUCAACCACUUCAAGUUCAAGAAGAGAGACGGGACAUCAAUCAAAGGACUUCGAUCUUGCUCUUACUGCACCCACCCUCCCCUACCGUCUCCAUUCCAAGUUUUAUCUCCAUCCGAAGCCAUGAAAUAUGAAGAAAACCCUGCCUGGUUCUCUUUUGGGUACGAGCCUGAAAAGAAACCUGGAGUGUGGAGCGUUCAAGACGUGCCCAUUACCGUUUUGAAGAAUAAGCUCAGUAGAGUCUACACUGCUCCUCCAGAAGAAAGACGUAAACAUUUUUAUAACACUGCACCUUCUAAAUAUGAAACCAUUGAUCAGGGGAGAGAGCUAUUCUUCAGGAUAAUCAAGAUUGGUUUUGAGGACAUCUAUGUAUCGAGCCCUGGUUCCUUGUCACGCAAAUUUGGAAAUGAGGGUUAUUUUAUCUGCACCGGCUCUGCUUCAAUGCUGGUUCCUGUGCUUGUCAACCCUGGUGAAGAAUGGAGAGCUGCUCAAGUUAUUGAACACGAUAACUUGUAAUUUAUUUCAAUUGAAAUCAAAUUUUUUUUUUUCCUCUUUUCAAUUAUUUUUUUCCUUGAGGAUUGAUUUUUCUGUCCGAAAUAGAAGAAACAGUUUGUUGUUGCUCUUUACAUACUCUCAUUUCAUUUGUUAAUAAUGUCGUUUUAUUCACUCGACAGAAAAAUGUACAAAUAAAGAGAAAUGUGAAGUUCAAAUUUA
Messenger RNA from Camellia sinensis, 1397 nucleotides. Its product is annotated as photosynthetic NDH subunit of subcomplex B 2, chloroplastic. The record is from RefSeq and is a predicted model, not a curated record. Lineage: Eukaryota; Viridiplantae; Streptophyta; Magnoliopsida; Ericales; Theaceae. Gene Ontology annotation, biological process: carbohydrate metabolic process. Gene Ontology annotation, molecular function: glucose-6-phosphate 1-epimerase activity; carbohydrate binding. Gene Ontology annotation, cellular component: cytoplasm.